GAUGUCCAACAAAGACCACCAACAAAACAGAACUGGUACAUUCUGCAGACAUAUGUGGGAUGGCUUGCUGUGCUGGGAAGAGACACCACCGGGGACAUCUGUAACACAAAACUGUCCAGAUCACUUUGGCUUCGACCCCACUGAAAAAGUGACCAAAUAUUGUGACGAACGGGGUAAUUGGGUCCAGACUGGGUCUACUUGUCAAUCUUCAAAGGACAUAUUGGAGGUAUUUAUUGAUUAGGAUGCUGCAGAAGAGUCGACCACAGUGGCUGACUCAGAAAUAACGACUCUUACUGAAUAUCUUAUCCAUCAGAGCAAAAAUAAAUGCUUAAAGAAAAUGAACCAAGAUCCACCUUAUGAUCAAUCAGGGCCAUACUGCAGUCGUAUCUGGGAUGGCUGGCUGUGCUGGGACGAUACUCCGGCAGAAACCAGUGCCACCCAAAACUGCCCCUCUUAUUUUGCUGACUUUGACCCUACAGAAAAGGCAACUAAACACUGUGGAAAGGAUGGAAAGUGGUUUCACCACCCGGAGAGCAACCAGAUUUGGACUAACUACACACUCUGUUUCCCCACCGAAGAGUCCAAGAAAGCGAAACAAAAGCUUGAGAGUGAGUCUGAAUGCCUCCAGAAAAUAAACCGAGACCCACCUUUUGACAAAUCAGGGCAGUACUGCAGUCGUAACUGGGAUGGCUGGUUGUGCUGGGACGAUACUGCAGCAGGAACCUAUGCCACCCAAAACUGCCCUGAUUUUUUUUCUGACCUGGACCCCACAGAAAAGGCAACAAAGUAUUGUGGAGAGGAUGGACAAUGGUUUCAGCAUCCAGAAACCAACCAGACUUGGACUAAUUAUACACUCUGUGUUUUCAACACUAAGGAUAAAUUGAGGGCAGCCGCCCAGCUCUCAGGGGACACUGAGGCAGAACUUACCAAUGAGGCCACAGUGAAUCCUUUGACAAACCAAGAGGAGAAGAAUAUCGCGACAAAGAAAAUCAUCGACAACCAAUUCAAAUGCUUCGAGAAAAUUAAACGAGAUCCACCUUAUAACAAGUCAGGUCCGUACUGCAGCCGUAACUUCGAUGGGUGGCUGUGCUGGGAUGAUACUCCAGCAGGAACCUACACCUCCCAAAACUGCCCUGAUUACUUUCCUGACUUCGAUCCCACAGAAAAGGCUACCAAGUACUGUGGGGAGGAUGGGCAGUGGUUUCGCCACCCAGAUACCAAUAGGACUUGGUCCAACUAUACAGUCUGCAACGAAAAUACUCCAGCAAAGUUAAAGUCAGCGUACAUCCUGUUUUACAUGGCAAUUGUGGGUCAUGCUUUAUCUAUAGCCUCCCUGCUCAUCUCUCUGGCAAUCUUCUUCUACUUCAGGAGUCUGAGCUGCCAAAGAAUCACCCUGCACAAGAACCUCUUCUGCUCCUACGUUCUCAAUUCUGCCCUCACCAUCUCCUACCUGGUAGGCGUGGUCAGUAAACCUGAAAUGGUGAGAAGAAACCCGGUCUGGUGUAAGGUGUUACACUUCUUCCACAUGUACAUGCUGGGCUGCAAUUAUUUCUGGAUGCUCUGUGAAGGAAUCUACCUGCACACUCUCAUCGUAGUGGCUGUUUUUGCAGAGGAGCAGCAUCUGCACUGGUACUACCUCCUGGGCUGGGGCUUUCCUCUAGUGCCUGCAUCCAUCCACGCCGUGGCAAGGAAAAAGUUUUUUGAUGACAACUGUUGGAUGAGUGUGGAGACCCAUCUGCUCUAUUCGGUCCAUGGUCCUAUAAUGGCAGCUCUGCUUGUGAACCUCUUCUUCUUACUGAAUAUUAUAAGAGUUUUGGUAACCAAAUUGAGAGACACGCACCGUGCUGAGUCCCACAUGUACAUGAAGGCAGUGAGAGCCACCCUGAUCCUGGUGCCCCUGCUGGGAAUACAGUUUGUCAUUAUUCCUUGGAGGCCAGAGAACCGGCUGGCUGGAGAAGUCUACGAGUAUAUCAUGCACAUACUCAUGCACUACCAGGGUGUUCUCGUGGCAACAAUAUUCUGCUUCUUCAAUGGAGAGGUGCAGGCAGCUCUGAAGAGACAGUGGAUGCAGUACAAGACUCAGUGGGGGCAGAGACGAAAGGACCACUGCUCAAUGCGCUCCACCUCCUACACAGCCACCUCCAUCACAGAGGUACCAGCCUUCAGUUACCACCAUGACUGUAACAGCGAACACUUGAACGGACGCCAAACAGAGGACUCUGAGCUAGUGGCACUAAAAUCAGGAGAGGCAUACGCCUGA
Molecule: messenger RNA, 2260 nt
Organism: Scomber japonicus (chub mackerel)
Lineage: Eukaryota; Metazoa; Chordata; Actinopteri; Scombriformes; Scombridae
Gene: calcr
Product: calcitonin receptor
Exons: 20
Biological process (GO): cell surface receptor signaling pathway; adenylate cyclase-activating G protein-coupled receptor signaling pathway
Cellular component (GO): plasma membrane
Molecular function (GO): calcitonin receptor activity
Source: RefSeq, a predicted model, not a curated record